AUGGCUGUAGAGUUAAUGCCGGGCUACAGGUUUACGUCGAAAACCGAAGAGAACGCAGCCCAAGAAGCGGCGGCGGCCGGAUUUCAGAGCGUCGAGAAGCUAAUCAGGUUGCUUGCUCAACAAAAUUUUCAAACAACAUCAUCUUCAAAACCUAUGGAUGUAAUUAGAAACGCCGACUGCCAGGCGGUGGCGGACGUGGCGGUGAACAAAUUCAGAAAGUUUAUUGCUUUGCUAGACCGCAAUCGGACCGGCCACGCACGAUUUCGCCGUGGCCCAGUUAAUAAUCAUCAACUGAAACCCGAGCCACGGUCCGAACAACUCGGCCCUAAUCAAACCCAGAAAUCUAUGGUGCAUCAGAAUGUCUCGGAGGAAAAGGGAAGGGAAAAUUCUAAUGGAAAAAUUUAUCGACCGACGCCGAUUCAGAAGCUGCCUCCUCUGCCGCCGGUUAAAAACGGGUCAAUCGAGAGAAAAGAGUCGUCGACAACAAUAAGUUUUGCUUCACCAGCGAGUUCUUUUAUCUCGUCGUUGACUGGUGAUACUGAGAGUCUUCAGCCUUCUAUGUCUUCAGGGUUUCAGAUCAACCUCUCUCAGGUAUCUUCUGCCGGCCGUCCGCCGCUAUCGACGUCAUCGUUUAAGAGGAAGUGUAGUUCAAUGGAUGACGGAAGCACCAAGUGCGGUGGUGGGUCUUCUGCAGAUCGUUGCCAUUGUCCCAAGAAAAGGAAAACAAAGGUUAAGAGAGUUGUUAGAAUGGCAGCUAUAAGCAUGAAGAUGGCUGAUAUUCCACCUGAUGAGUAUUCUUGGAGGAAGUAUGGUCAAAAGCCCAUCAAAGGUUCUCCACAUCCUAGGGGAUAUUACAGGUGCAGUAGCGUAAGAGGGUGCACGGCCCGUAAACAUGUGGAGCGGGCUUUGGACGAUCCAACGAUGCUAAUUGUGACCUACGAAGAUGAACACAAUCAUGCCCAGUCUAAUUCAGAAGCACCAGCAGCUAUAAUUCUUGAAUCUUCUUGA
Messenger RNA from Fraxinus pennsylvanica, 1008 nucleotides. The record is from the annotation of a GenBank genome assembly. Lineage: Eukaryota; Viridiplantae; Streptophyta; Magnoliopsida; Lamiales; Oleaceae.